GCUCAUACUAAUGCGACCGGCGCGCGCGCAGGAAACACAUCCCGGAAGAAUUAGCGCCCCGCCUACUGCAACUUGUUUGCAUUCAAUUUUAUUUGAACUGCCAGUGUGUCCCGCCGUCCUUAUCUAUACGGAACCAAGUUAUCUUUCACCGACAUUAAUACCCGUUUAGGAUUCAGUCGCGCGAACGCGCGUUAAGGCUCGACUGCCAAUGAAAGUGUGGCGAAAUAGUGAAAUCAGUUCGUAUUUAGUAAUAAACUAUGGUUGACGAUUAAACAAAGUGAGGAUCUGUUUAGUCAUCAUGCGGCCGGCGCUGAUCAAAAUGGAGACGACGUUUAUAUUAUUCAGACUACGAGUAUCGAGGGCGACGAAAGCAUUCCUUGAUGCCCUGAGCGAGUCCGGCGCGGCGUGCGUGUCCCGCGCGACCGCCAUCAAGUUUUUACUCGCACGCAAGUUCGAUGUUACGCGCGCACAUGAGCUGUGGAGGCAGCAUGGCGCCACGAGGCGGCGCGAGGGGCUCAACAAGUUCGAGCCGUUUGAAGAUCCGCUCAAGAGCGAAUUGGAGACGGGGAAGUUUACUAUACUGCCAACCCGCGACGCGACGGGCGCAGCCAUCGCGGUGUUCACGGCCAACAAGCACUUCCCCGCGCAGACUACGCACCAGAUUACUUUACAGGGCGUGGUGUACCAGCUGGACGUGGCGCUGCAGAGCGCCGAGACGCAGCGCGCGGGGCUGGUGUUCAUCUACGACAUGACCGACUCCAAGUACACCAACUUCGACUACGACCUGUCGCAGAAGAUCCUCACCAUGCUCAAGGGUGGCUACCCAGCGAAGUUAAAAAAGGUGUUGAUAGUGACGGCGCCGCUCUGGUUCAAGGCGCCCUUCCGCAUCCUUCGGCUGUUCGUGCGCGAGAAGCUGCGCGAGCGCGUGCACACGGUCAGCGCGCCGCAGCUCGGCGCGCACGUGCCGCGCGCCAGCCUGCCGCGCCAGCUGGGCGGCCUCCUGGAGCCCGACCACGCCGCCUGGUUGGAACACUGUAAAAACUGCUACCUAAACAAUCUGCAGAACGCAAAACUAGAAGGCGUUAUAGACGAAUAUGUAAUCAGCAACCACAUACCGCCCGUCAAGCCGCAAAAUGGUAUAAUUGAGCACGAGCCGCGUGACAUGACCAGCGACCACGCGACAAGGAUCGACGACGACUCCGCCAUGCAUAUUAGCGACCGCGACACCCCUCCCUACACCUGCGACCCCAACCCCCUCAGGCACACACACGGCUACAAUGGGGACAUGAAGAGCAGGCAUAUAAACUCCGGUGAUGAGGACGAUUUAGAUAUAAGCACGCGUGGCACGUGGUCAUCGGGUGAGGCGUCUCCGGGGCUGUCUGACGAGGAGUGCGGCGGCGGCGGCGCGGGCGAGACGCCGGCGGCGCUGCUGGCGCGGGUGCGCGCACUGGGCCGCCGCGGCCUGCACGCCGAGUACGAGGAGAUCCGAGCAAGACCCCCGCCUGGCACCUUCCACCACGCCAAAUUGCCGAGUAACCUAGCCAAGAACCGCUACACAGACGUGCUGUGCUUCGACCACUCGCGCGUGUUGCUCUCCCAGACCGAUCCCGACGACCCCACCACAGAUUACAUCAAUGCCAACUACGUCGACGGGUACAAGCAGAAAAAUGCCUUCAUAUGUACGCAGGGACCCCUCCCCAAAACGUUUGGCGACUUCUGGCGCAUGGUGUGGGAGCAAGGCACGCUCGUAAUCGUCAUGACGACACGCGCCGUGGAGCGAGGCCGUGUCAAGUGCGGGCAGUACUUCCCUGUCGCCGUGGACACGCGGGCAGUACAUGGCGGCUUCGCGGUUACUGCUGAGGCCAUUGAACAGGAGGAUGAUUAUACUGUGACGCAUCUGGUGCUCACUGACCUGAGGACAGAGCAGUCGCGGCGGGUGUGGCACGGGCAGUAUACGCGGUGGCCGGACUACGGCGUGCCGGGCGGCGCGGGCGGCACGGGCGGCGGCGGCCGGGCCGCUCCUGUACUGCGUUUCUUGCAGCUAGUUCGUCGUGCUCAAGCUCGAGCGCUUGCUGAACUCGGAGACGCGUGGGCGGGACACAGUAGAGGACCACCCAUAGUGGUGCAUUGUUCUGCCGGAAUCGGUCGCACAGGCACGUUCCUGACGCUGGACAUCUGCGCACUGCGGCUGGCGGCCGAGCGCACGGUGGACGUGCGCGGCACCGUGGAGCGCGUGCGCGCGCAGCGGGCGCAUUCCAUACAGAUGCCCGACCAGUACGUCUUCUGCCAUCUCGCCGUGCUCGAGUACGCGGUGCAAAAUGGUUACUUAGAAUCGGCUGACCUGUCCGGCUUCGACGACGACAACGAGGACGAGUCGGAAUGAAGACUGUCGCACCCUCCCUGCGCCGUGCUGUGAGCGCCGCGCGCACUCAACGCAGACUCGAGUCGCAACUGCGCAGGAUCGAGUCGCGCAAUCCCGUUCUCGAGUCGCUCAGUUGCAAAUCCGAGUCGCACAAUCCCGGUCGUUCAAUCGCGAUUUUAAGCCGCGUAAUCGACAGAGUCGAAUAAAAAUGCCGCGUGAAUGCCACUUGACUGCAAACUUGGCUUCGCUUCGGACGAUCAUACCGUGUCAGAGUUCAAGAAGUGGCCUACACUAUUGUAUUUCCUGUUAGUGUAAAUUUUGAGAGGCACAUGACAGAAUAUUUCGGUUUUCAGAUAUCGCGUAUGUUGUGUACUGCAAAACGUGAGUUUAUAAAAGUGUGGUGCUACUUCGUCCCUCGUAUUUUUGCAAUGUUGCAACAGACUCCGACCGGAUAUGUAGUGGAAUCUUAGCACAAAAGUGAGCUGUGUUCAUUAGAAUUACGUGGAAGUGAACUAUUGUGUGCUCUCAAGGAACUGAAACCGGACUUCAAACUUCAAACCGUUGUGAUAUCGCCAUGGGCGUGUAGCCACGUCUUUUGAUGUAAAAUGGAACCCUGUGAAUCAUGGAACUAUAUCAAAUUGACAAGUAGUAAGAGAUGCCUUACAAUUUGAUUUAUAAAGUCAGUUUGGCGUAGUUCCGAGGUAACUCAGGGUUUGUUGACUGUAUGUACGCCCCAGUUUGGCCAAAUAAAGUUAUAAAGGAUGUACGCGAGUUGCUUGCCUGACGAAAGCAUGGGACUGUGGGACAUAAUGUUCUUCUUACACUAACAGAAUGAGACAGUCCCCGGCUCUAUUCAACGGUGAUCAACUCGAGCGCUGCCUUCUAGCAUAAGUUUUAGUGAUUACAAAAAUAUACAUACGAUUGAGAACGUUCCUUUAGCACGAAUAAGAACUGAACUAGAUCAAUAUUGUAUUUGGAAAGGAAACCUCGUGAAUCGAGUAUUUAUUUUGCAUAUUUAAAAAAAUCUUUGUAACCAAAAAUAUUUCCAUAAUUAUUUAGGGUUUUUUAUUAUGAUUAUUUAUUUAUAAAUGAUGUAUGGCUGUGUGAAGUUUUUCGUCUGUAAUUUAUGUAUUAGUUAUGUAUGUGUAUGUUUAUUUGUUUGGAUAAAUAUUUAGCGGCGCGGUCGUGGUAUGGAUGACUCGCCUGUAGUAGCGCGGGACGAUUUCGGCAAUCGGACAAAAUAAAAUAGUCAUGUGAUUUGAUUUAGUGUUCGAGCACCAAUCCAGGAAGCUCGUGGACUGAAUGUAGGUACUCCCUCUACGCUGAGUUUGUACAAGUGCCACAUCGAGAUGACGUUUCCAUACAUCGUGAGACACAGAGAUCACUUAAAAACAUUACAAUACUACAUUGAUACUACGUGUGGGUGUCACAGACUUCCAGUAGUUCGUAAUUUCCACUCCAUCUACAUCUUCACUUUUGAAUUACAGAAAAAGAGAAACUGUGAAAUGUUGGCUGUUCAAAACAUGAACUUAAUAUUGACAUGCUUGCAUAAGUUGGUGUAGGGAUGACCUGAGUGCCUAGCCAAGAUGCCAAUCGUUUGCGCCGUUGCGAACGAAACAGUAAUGUCUCUCUGUCGCACUAAUAUGGAAGAGAGAUUACCGUUUCGUUCGCUACAGCGCAAACGAUUGGUAUCUUAGCUAGGCCUUCUGAUAAAGCAUACUAAAGGUUAACAUAGAAGCAUCGCUCCGGCCGCGCCCCGCGCUACGCAGCUCAAGAGAGGCUGCGCCGCCUUCCGUGUGUAUAACACAUAACACCAGCGAGUUAUCGAACGUUUGAUACGAUUUUUAUACGCCGAGGUGCUGGUAGAAUUAAAUCAUUCAUGACUCGACAAUCCGGAUUGUCUCCAUGCACUACGCACGAAAACGUGCAGCUGAUGCCUUCAUCCCAGCUACGCACUGUACUAAGCAUCAUCAAGUAAUGUACCUUAAUAAUUAUAUAGAUAGACUGAGUAACGUGUAUCUGAUGUUCCAGAAUUAUAUAGAUAGAAGACCUGGGCUAGGGACGCACUGCAUCUCCAUUUAAAUCGAAUAUUGGUUUUCUUCGCCAACAAUAUAUUAAAUUGCAUUUAGUGAAUCGGAGUAAAAAGUAUUUAUUUUUCCAACGGAAUGCUACAACAUAUCUUUAAAGAGUCGUACGGUUCCUUUAUAACGCGUAUAACCAAAAAGCAAGUUAUUUUAAAAGAAAUAGAAAUGUUUGCCAUAUAGUUAGAGUUCAAAAUUGCGCUGCUAGCUGCUCAACCCAGCGAUAAUAAACAGAUGUGCACUCUAACGACUACGAAUUAGAUUAUAAUUUCCUUUAGCAAUACUAACACGCUUUUCGAUUAUGCGCGUUGUAAUGGUAUCGUACUUAUAUUUUAAAUGGCCGUCCUUUCACGUAACUUACAUAUCGCAGUAGACGUCUUCAUUCAUACUAUGUGGCAACCAAAAUGUUUCAGUCCAACUAACUUAUAUGCUAUAAAAUUAUUCAUAGCAAUAAGGACAACAUUGUCAACCUUAUAUAGCUUGUAAAGCGUUUAAUCAUACCACUUAUAAUGCAUUACUACCUAAACAAAUGAUAAUAGAGUCGGAUCAAGAAUAGUCUGCAGCGGAUUUGAUAGUCCGCGCAGUGCAAGUGUCAUUUAUACGUCAUAAUUUCAUAGAUGUUUGUCGUUUAAAAUAACACGUGCACUGCGUGGGCUAUCAAAUCCUCUGCAGACUUUUCAUGGACUGACUCUAACUGUACAUACCAUGUACUAUUGUCCACACCGUUAACUCACAAUUUUGUAAACCAUAUUGUCAAAACAAUAAUGUCAGUUAACUGAGUCGACGUCAAAUAAAACAUACGCUAUGUAAAUAAAAUAGCACACAAGUUAGUUGUACUCGAAAACGCCUCAGUCCUGUAUCACGUCUAGCAUAGACAAAUCGCCAUUAUUUUUUAAUUAUUGUGUCAUUCAAUAUAAACUUCCUUAUGAAAUGUUUGGAGCAUUAUGAACUUCCAUGUCUUAUAGUAAUUAAUAAACUCUUAUUAUAGUUGUUACUCUGGAGCCACUGUUGAUUCUUGUAUUUGUAAAUAUUUUAUUUUCUGUUUUUAUUCUAAAUUAAAAACCCUUGUGAAAUACGUGUGAAAUAAAAAAAACUUGUAAUAUAUUGAA
Cydia splendana is the source of this 5552-nucleotide messenger RNA. It is a transcript of the gene Ptpmeg2, whose product is annotated as tyrosine-protein phosphatase non-receptor type 9. The transcript has 15 exons. The record is from RefSeq and is a predicted model, not a curated record. Gene Ontology annotation, biological process: protein dephosphorylation. The coding region runs from base 299 to 2383 and encodes 694 amino acids. Gene Ontology annotation, molecular function: protein tyrosine phosphatase activity. NCBI's taxonomy places the organism in Eukaryota, Metazoa, Arthropoda, Insecta, Lepidoptera, Tortricidae.